AAGCACAAGCACCCUUUCAUUUUUUUCUUCAUUCAACUGCUUUUGCUUUGGUUGGAAGACCAAAACGGGGAGAAAGAUUACAGCUAUAAGAUACUGCUAGAUCUCACUCACUUUGCUGACUAGGGGCAGCCUUUGUUCAUCUGACCGCAACGUUUUAUGUUCAAAAACGUUACCUGCCCGUUGCCCCCUUCAUGUUUCCUUUGUCCUCAACUGAGAGAACGAGGCACUAUGUUUCCAAGAGAGAGAAACACAGCUUGACUCUCUCUCUCUUUUUCUUUGCCUGUCGCAUUGUCUUGUUCCACUUCAGAAUCUCAUCUCACUUCCACGCAUUAAAGACUUAAAGGCCUUGCCUCUCUUUCUUGUUGCUUGCAUAUUUACAUUUUUUAAGAGGCAAGACUCAAGACUCAAGAGGGAAAUAGAACUACACAUUCUUCAUCUAUUCUGUUGCUCUCAACUUCAGAAGCUGAGCACCAGAUGAGAGCUUGGUAUUGUUCUCAAAGAAAGAGAAAAGGAAAUCAGAGAAAGGGGUUUCACAACAAGAGAAUUUUGGGUAGCUCUUGGAGUACAACAUAGAAUACUCGAGGAGCUGUAUGAGGUAGAAGAUUAACAAUGACAGAUGGGAAUUCCAAGAAAAGCAAGCUCUCAUGGUCGAAGAGAAUGGUCAGAAAGCUCUUCAAUAUCAAAAGCAAAGCUGAGGACUCCUACCAAUCAAAUGGUGUUGCUUAUGGAGGAGGUGACGUAGAAUACAGAAGCAGGAACAGCUUCUCUGAAAGAGAGCCUUGCACAAUCAAAAAGAGCAAAACAGAGAAGUUUAGCAGAAACACGGAGCAGGUCAGGCGAGGGAGAGUGAGUCUUGACCAUCCUAGAAUUAUUGAUGUCCAUAACUAUAGUGUUUUUGUUGCUACAUGGAAUGUGGCUGGAAGAUCCCCACCAAGUAAUUUGAGUAUAGAUGAUUGGCUUCAUGCUUCACCACCUGCUGAUAUUUAUGUUCUUGGAUUUCAAGAGAUAGUACCCUUGAAUGCUGGUAAUAUCUUAGGAGCAGAAGACAAUGGCCCUGCCAAAAAAUGGCUUGCUCUCAUUGGAAAGACUUUAAACAAUCUUCCUGGUACUAGUGGAGGAGGAGGGUAUUAUACACCAUCUCCCAUUCCUCAACCGGUGGUAGAACUAAAUGCAGAUUUUGAGGGAUCAGCUAGGCAAAAGAAUUCGUCAUUCUUCCAUCGCCGAUCAUUCCAGACGACUUCCAGCGGCUGGGGAAUGGACAAUGAUCCUUCAACUAUGCAGCCACGAUUGGAUCGAAGAUUCAGUGUUUGUGAUCGUCUGAUUUCUGGUCCCAGGAAAAGUGACUUUGAUCCCAGUUUUAGAUGGGGUUAUAGGCCUAGUGACUAUUCCAGGGCAAGUGACUACUCUAGGCCAAGUGACUAUUCCAGAUGGGGUUCAUCUGAUGAUGACAAUGGCCUUGGAGAUUCACCAAGCACAGUAUUGUUUUCACCACUGUCUUAUGCUGGACCUACCUUUGCUGAAGAUGGAUACACCAUGCCAGGGCGUUCCAGGUACUGCCUCGUUGCAAGUAAGCAAAUGGUAGGAAUAUUUCUCACCAUAUGGGUGAGAAGUGAAUUGAAGGAUCAUGUUCGAAACAUGAAAGUAUCAUGUGUUGGCAGAGGAUUGAUGGGUUAUCUUGGAAAUAAGGGAUCCAUCUCAAUUAGCAUGUCUCUACAUGAAACAAGCUUUUGCUUCAUUUGCAGCCACUUAACCUCAGGACAGAAAGAGGGUGAUGAACUAAGAAGAAAUUCUGAUGUGAUGGAAAUUCUUAAAAAGACAAGGUUUCCACGUGUACAUGGUGCUGACGACGAGAAGUCUCCGGAGACAAUCCUCGAGCACGAUCGAAUUAUAUGGCUUGGAGACUUGAAUUAUCGGAUUGCGCUCUCUUACCGUUCUGCUAAGGCACUUGUUGAGAUGCAAAACUGGAGAGCAUUGUUAGAGAAUGACCAGUUGAGAAUAGAGCAGAAGAGAGGUCGUGCAUUUGUGGGAUGGAAUGAAGGGAAGAUUUAUUUCCCUCCAACUUACAAGUAUUCAACUAAUUCAGAUAGGUAUGCAGGAGAUGAUAUGCAUCCAAAGGAGAAAAGGAGAACACCUGCUUGGUGUGACCGGAUAUUGUGGCAUGGAGAAGGUCUCCAUCAAUUAUCUUACGUCCGCGGAGAAUCAAGGUUCUCAGACCACAGGCCGGUUUAUGGCAUAUUUUGGGCUGAGGUUGAGUCAAGUCAUGGAAGAUUGAAGAAAAGUAUGAGCUGUUCUCGAAACAGAAUCGAGGUGGAGGAACUCUUGCCAUAUUCCCACGGAUAUACUGAACUAAGUUUUUUCUAAUGGAAGGAGGACUAGCUAUAGGAUUUCAGCACCUGGUCAACACCUCAGUUUGAAGAAUUUUAUCCAUGGAAACUGAUAGAGACAAGCCAUUUCCCACAUACCGAAAAAGUUUCAUCUCAUGCCUUGCCAAACAUAUGAUCAGUACACAGUUCCUCAUCAUCAUCUCGUUAGAACUCACGCUACUGUGAAAGUGUGCAUUAUUUGAUAGCCAAUUAACAAACACUCAACUUUACAAUGUCUCAUAACACCGUACCUUCAUUGGCAAAAUCAUUAGGAGCCGGAACGAGACCAUUUUUUAUUUAAUUAAUCAUUCUUUAAUUGUUUUUGGAGAAUAUUCAUCAUGACUGAAUGAAGCUGAAAAGAUCGUCAAGAUAAUCAUUAGGGUACUAACUUUUUUUUUUUUUGAGGAAAUGAGAAUUUUGAUGUAUACUGAUUGCUACAGUGAUGAAAAAGAAUUUGUACAAAGAAAAAAGAAAGAAAGAAAGUUCUAGUUAAUUAUUGAUAGAAUUCCAGAGCCUCCACUCCUCAAUUUCUGACUCUCUUCACAUGAUUAAUGAUUUUACUGAUAAAGGUGCAUUUGAUGUCUAA
This is a messenger RNA of Cajanus cajan (pigeon pea), 2949 nucleotides long. RefSeq names its product type IV inositol polyphosphate 5-phosphatase 7. Gene Ontology annotation, biological process: phosphatidylinositol dephosphorylation. Lineage: Eukaryota; Viridiplantae; Streptophyta; Magnoliopsida; Fabales; Fabaceae. The record is from RefSeq and is a predicted model, not a curated record. Gene Ontology annotation, molecular function: phosphatidylinositol-4,5-bisphosphate 5-phosphatase activity; inositol-polyphosphate 5-phosphatase activity; phosphatidylinositol-3,4,5-trisphosphate 5-phosphatase activity.